Podarcis muralis (Common wall lizard) is the source of this 1932-nucleotide messenger RNA. Its product is annotated as carboxymethylenebutenolidase homolog. NCBI's taxonomy places the organism in Eukaryota, Metazoa, Chordata, Lepidosauria, Squamata, Lacertidae. The record is from RefSeq and is a predicted model, not a curated record. Gene Ontology annotation, molecular function: hydrolase activity.
GGGUUAGGCAUUUGUCUUCAAAGCAGCCUCCACCUUCUUCUCCCAACUUCAUAUCUUCCAUAACAUCUGAAAGGAACACAGCACUGGAAUGGAAUCUGAGCAGCAACUAUAGAACUGUUACUGGUGCUGCAUUUUAUUUUCCUUACAUCAGCCGACAACCUGCAAGUUUCUCCUCAUCGCCAAAGGAAUCUUCCUUGGGUUUAGAUCACAACCCCUCCAAUCCAGCAGGUACUCAAGGGUACUUAGUACCAGCACCUCUUUUUGCUGUUGUUAAAAAGUGUGGCACUUACUGUGACAACUUUCUGUUUUUUGUAAUGACUAGUCAGGAUUUACCUUUCCAAUAUGAUGUUGGAAGAAGAAGCACUUACACGGGGCGUGGCCAAGAUGUGCAAGUUGAUAACAUCAAAGCAUAUGUUUGCCAACCUCCUUCCAACACGGACAAAGCUGUGAUUGUGAUUCACGACAUAUAUGGAUGGCAAUUCCCAGAUACCAGAUACAUUGCUGAUAUGGUCGCAGCUAAAGGAUACAUAACCAUAUGCCCAGAUUUCUUCCUGGGAAAAGAACCAUGGAAAACUACUGAUCGUUGGCAGAAUUUUGCGGACUGGUUAAAGCACCGAGAUCCCACAAAGGUGGACAAGACAGCUGCUAUUUUCAUGAAGUAUCUUAAGGAGCAGUACAACGCAAUGAAAAUCGGUGUCAUUGGAUUUUCUUGGGGUGGAAUGGCUGUACAUCACUUGAUGUUGACAAAUCCUGAUUUUCAAGCUGGGGUAUCCCUCUAUGGAAUCAUCAGAGACUCUGAAAGUAGGUAUAAUUUGCUGAAUCCUACCUUUUUCAUGUUUGGUGGAAAAGAUCACACAAUUUCUUCUGAUCAGGUCACUUUGUUGGAGGGAAAACUGGCAGAAUACUGUAGAGUGCCCUUUAAAGUCAAAGUCUAUCCUGGACAAGAACAUGGCUUUGCACAGUUAAAGCCUGACGACAUGAAGCCUGAAAAUCAGCCUUAUAUAGAGGAGGCAAGAAUGGAUAUGAUUGACUGGCUGAACAGAUACAUUAUGUUUUGAAACUUGAAUAUGUCACAUUAUUUCCUCACACGCCCUCCCACCAAAAAAAUGCAAUUUGUUUCCCCCCUCUAAAAUAUUUCUAGAUUGUGGUGCUAUCUAUCGGAGAAAAGAGAAGAUAUACUUCAGAGAACUUUCAGUAAUAAAUUAUGAAAUAUUUAUAAUGGAAGGUCCUUGAAAUCAUUGUCUGGCACACAAAGAUACAAGCAUUCAGUAUUGGAAGUGUGCAUGCCUUAUAAUGAACUUUAUAUUCUAAGGCUACCUUAAAACUUAUUCUACUUUUUCCCCAUUUUAUGUGUCCCAUUUCCUUCCCACCCCCCGAAAAUAAAAAUGUUCAGGAUCUGUAAAUGCAUUAUAUACUAGCCAUAUUUUGGGCCUUAGGCUAUGUACACACUAGCAGCUUAAAAUGGAAUAAGGUUGUUUCCCAUACACUCACACCGAGUUUCAAAUCACAUUUCUACAUUGCUGUAUACACCAGGAAGGAUGUGUAGAUGUCUUCACCUGAUUCACCUUACCUGAAUCUUCCAACUACAAUAUCUGAGGCAACCAGGACAGUGCACAGUAUUCCAAAUGCAAGUUUCGCCACAGUUUGUAUAAUGGCAUUAUAUGAUACCGGCAGUUUUGUUUUCUGUUCCUUUCCUAACGACCCCUGGCGUGGAAUCUGUUUUUCUUCAGAGCCGCCACUGGGUUGACAUCUUCUAUCCACUUACAACCCCAAGGUCUCAUUCCUGAUCAAUCACUUCCAGUUCAGACCCGAUAAGCAUAUAUGUGAAAUAAAUAGAGGUCUGAUACGCUGUUUCGCAUUCACACCUCAUUCCCUUGCCACCAUUGCAGAUCAUCUGACAGGUCGGCAGACUGAACUGCUUAACUGCUUUGU